GCUUUGUGUUUGUCUCUCUUCUGAUUGGAGGCGACAAGAAGAGGGCGCGCCCUGCAGUGUUUGUGUCUUUCUGGAUUGGCCAGGGCGGGCCUAUUGCGGCUUCAGUCUCUUCGGAUUGGUCAUUGCCAGAGAGAGGCGCGUCACUCGCUGUGCCCGGCUGUGUUGAUUGGUGCGGCGGCGGAAGAGGGCGUGUGCCUCUCGGGUAACAACAGUGGGGCGCUGCUCGCCGUUCUUCUCACUUCUCCGCCAUGUUCUCUUAGCAGCGGAUCUGGGAUUUCACCACCAUCGAAGCCUAUAAAGUCCCUGCGGACGCUCUGCGGCCACUUCCCAGCGCCCUCUCCUCUCCCACUGCGCAGCUCUGAAGACCCGACUCCCGCCAUGGUCACCACCACAGCGCCGCCACCCUUCCUGGCCCGGCUCCCGGCAGGCACUGAGGACUCCCGGCGGCUACCCCCCAGCCUUUUCCAACGCCUCAUGCGGGGGGACAACAACUGCGAGAACCAGCCCAGCUGCUGCCUGGCGGGGCCGGGGGGCAGCGCGCGGCCGGCGCUGAAGCGAGUGAGGCGGAGAAAGGGAAAGAUCCGGCGUAGCCCUUCGGGGCUGCUACCGAGCCGCUACCAGCAGUACCAACAACACCGCGCUGGCCUGGGCAGAAGGGCCCCGCUGGGGGCCCCCGGCCCGGGAGACGUUCACGCUCUCCCAGCACCAGCUGUUCCCAGCGCCCCGGCCGAGGAGCCCCCCACAUCGGCCCCCCCGAGACCGGCGCCCAGCAAGCCCCUCAGGAAGGAGUUCUUGAAGAACAAGAUGGGUAAGUCUGAGAAGGCUCCUACUCCCCACUGCCAGCCUGUUCACAGCUUACAUCUCGGUGAACAGCCCAAGAGUAACAAACAGAAGAGCAAAUGUAACAUGCCACUCACAAAGAUUGCAUCUGUGAAAAAAGAUGGAAGUAACUUUUGGCAACUUUCUGUGUCACCUGAGACAAUUGAAAAGCAGGAGAAAACGCCGCUUAAUAACACUGAGGACUUCAGAAGUAUAAAAUCAAAGAAACCUGGUUCUCCAACUGAAGUGAACCAAAAAGAAAAUUACGCUGGCGCAAAGUUUAGUGACCCGCCAUCUCCUAGUGUCCUUCCAAAGCCUCCCAGUCACUGGGUGGGAUGCACUGUUGAAUAUUCUGACCAAAAUAAGGAGCUGAUGGCAGUCCAUUUAAAAACUCUCCUAAAAGUUCAAGCAUAACUCGAGAUUUAUGGGUAGUUACAAAGAGGACUCCAGCCAGGAAAUUGAAACUUGUCUUGUUGCAACAUGAAGUAUAAAAGGACUGUCAAGUCUUAUAAUCACAAACUUUUGUAUUAUAUUUUUUAUGGCUGUGUAAAUAAUGUACAUCAUGUAAUAUGUGUAUAUUCUUGUUCAUACUUUGAGAGGUACAUUUUAGUUUUGUUAUGAAAGGAUGUAUUUUGCACUGCCAAAUGGUAGGUGUUUUGUAUAUAAAAUAUGGACAGCUUUAAAUGUGUGCUUGACACUUGGAAAGACUUGACUAAUUUGCACGAGGUAAUGACAUUUUGAAAGGAGAAAACAGCUCUCUAAUCUCAAGAUUCAGAUUCAACUGUGAACAGCUUAAUACACUACUGAAAAGUUUUGCAAUCUGUGGCACAAUCCAUUGUAAACACAGUUUUCAUCCAGAUGUGAAUUGUUGCUCUCUGCUCUGGAAUUCUUGUUCAUCCUUUUACCAAGCUAAUUUUGGAAUUUGAGUAAAGAAUCUAACCCAUCAAUUUGAGCACUGCUUACUUCCUAAAAAGGAGGAGCAGAGCUUAUUUGCCAUAAAUACAAUUGGUUACCAAAAAAAAAAAAAAAAUAAAAGUAAUUUGGCCUCCCCUUAA
Molecule: messenger RNA, 1874 nt
Organism: Dermochelys coriacea (leatherback sea turtle)
Lineage: Eukaryota; Metazoa; Chordata; Testudines; Dermochelyidae
Gene: PNRC1
Product: proline rich nuclear receptor coactivator 1
Exons: 2
Coding region: 379-1233 (284 amino acids)
Biological process (GO): nuclear-transcribed mRNA catabolic process, nonsense-mediated decay
Cellular component (GO): nucleus; P-body
Source: RefSeq, a predicted model, not a curated record